AUGUCUCAGGUUGAUGUAGAAUUGGGCGAGCUGCUGGCCGAGGGGCUGCCGGCCCCCGUCCAGCUCACCAUUCGCCAUGUCUCCUCGACUCCCUCCCCUUCAACCGCGCUCUUUGCCGCGCCUCCCGGGGAGACACCGGAGCCUACCUUUUGCGAAAACCACUUUCUGUCGGCCUCGGUCAAUUUAGAGGAGAAAGAUGGUGCAGAGGUGAUUGUCUUUGGCAUGGAGGUGCUGGUGUACAGCACUGCGCACCUGACCACCAUCUUCGUUUCCAAGGCCGACUCCACCGGCUACCUUCAUCUCCUGCCCAAUGCGCCCAAGGUUUCCAUUUUGCGGCGCAUCUCUCAGACCUUUCUCUCCUUUUUGGUCAAAGCCCAUCAAAGACCGGGUGUCAGAUUGCUAGUCUCCCUUUUUGCCCGGGCGCAGAACCAAUACCUGUUUCCCGGUAGCAUUGACAAUCCUCAGAAGCAUGUCCUAGAUGACCGCGGCCUGAUCAAAUGGUGGUGCCGCGUCGUCGACCCCAUCUUGCGCGAGUAUGAGCCAGAGUCCGGUUCGCAUGACAAAGGGGCCCAGGACCAUCAGACAGAGUCGGCCAAAAGCUCAGCAACCGCUUUCCUGAUCGUCCCGGGAUGUGAUCGGUUCGAAACCAGGGGCUUCUUUCCUCCUUUGGCCAGAUUGGACGACAAGGACCGUCCAAGAUGGCUCACCAGCUAUCCUGUGCACCAAUUGUGUGACAAUCCCAAGGCGCCCCCGCGUUGCUUGGUUCCCCGGUUUCCGGAUGACCCCAAAACUCGCUUCUUGGUGGACUUAGAUGAUGAGCUUCCGAAGCAGGAAGCGGACGGAACAUCCCCAGAGAAUGCGGGUCAAUGGCGGAGUGUUAGAUCUCUGGACCAAUUCUGGGAGAUGAUGUCGUUCCGACAAGAAUGCUCAGCUGGAAGACUCGUUGGGUUCUUGUGGCUUGUUAUCAAUCCUCCUGGACUUGUGAACUCGGUACAAAUGACUAGUUCUCGGUCUGUCCUUGGCGAUUCCAAGAGCCUGACGGACCAUGUGUCCCAGGUGAUGUCUGGCGAAAGUGUGACAAAUACAAAGCCGGCUAGUGAUGCUGCAUCCGCUCCAGAGCAUCCUACGACAACAGACCGUGACAAGCAACUGUCAUCAGAACCUACGGGUGAAUCUACUUCUACUUCAGCACCCCAGCCAGGUGCUAUACUAUUUGAGGCUAAAACUCAGCCCCCGCAACCUGCGGAUGCUGAUGCCUUUUACUGGCCCGAGGCUGGACGAGGACAUGCUGUUCUGAGCGAAGCAGACUACAAAACGGCGAUCGACUUCCUGCUUGAACAGGAUUUUGACAGUGAAGAGGCCUCAAUUGCCAGCACAAAGGCAUGGGGCGAAAAGGUAGCCUCCCUCGCAGAUCAACUCUGGGUUGGACAGGUGGUGGUGGGACGAAACACGAAGGAUGAAUCCUCCCAAAAGCCUGUGGAGGCUAGUACGCUCAUGACCACCGGACUGGUUCGCAAGCGCAAGAAAGCCGAUGCAGAAGUUGAGCAGAACAGCAAGACAGGGGAGGAGGGUGGUAAUGCUGGAGCAUCAACGGCGGCUCCUCCGGCAUCUUCUGGGUCGGACCCAUCGCCGGCCGUCAACGUUCUCCACGCCAACUUGAUCCGGAAGAAGAAAAAGACGUAA
Molecule: messenger RNA, 1683 nt
Organism: Aspergillus niger
Lineage: Eukaryota; Fungi; Ascomycota; Eurotiomycetes; Eurotiales; Aspergillaceae
Exons: 1
Coding region: 1-1683 (560 amino acids)
Biological process (GO): DNA damage response
Cellular component (GO): nucleus
Molecular function (GO): histone H3K56 acetyltransferase activity
Source: RefSeq, a predicted model, not a curated record